AGAUCAUGCAUGAUGUGAUAAAGAAGGUAAAGAAGAAGGGGGAGUGGAAGGUGCUGGUGGUUGAUCAGCUGAGCAUGAGGAUGCUGUCCUCGUGCUGUAAGAUGACGGACAUCAUGACCGAGGGGAUAACAAUCGUGGAAGACAUCAACAAGCGCAGAGAGCCGCUGCCCAGCCUGGAGGCUGUGUAUCUCAUCACUCCGUCUGAGAAGUCUGUCCACUCUCUCAUCAGUGACUUUAAGGACCCACCGACCGCUAAGUACCGGGCUGCGCAUGUCUUCUUCACUGACUCUUGUCCAGAUGCGCUGUUUAAUGAGCUGGUGAAAUCGCGAGCAGCCAAAGUCAUCAAGACCCUGACAGAGAUCAACAUUGCAUUUCUCCCCUACGAGUCCCAGGUGUAUUCCUUGGACUCUGCGGACUCUUUCCAGAGCUUCUACAGUCCCCACAAGGCUCAGAUGAAGAACCCUAUCCUGGAGCGCCUGGCAGAGCAGAUUGCAACGCUGUGUGCCACCCUGAAGGAGUACCCGGCCGUGCGGUAUCGGGGGGAAUACAAGGACAAUGCUUUGCUGGCUCAGCUCAUCCAGGACAAGCUCGACGCCUACAAAGCUGACGACCCAACCAUGGGCGAGGGCCCAGACAAGGCGCGCUCCCAGCUCCUGAUCCUGGACCGCGGCUUUGACCCCAGCUCCCCCGUGCUUCAUGAACUGACCUUUCAGGCUAUGAGUUACGACCUGCUGCCCAUUGAAAAUGAUGUAUACAAGUACGAGACGAGCGGCAUCGGCGAGGCGCGGGUGAAGGAGGUGCUCCUGGACGAGGACGAUGACCUGUGGAUAGCGCUGCGCCACAAGCACAUCGCGGAGGUGUCCCAGGAAGUCACCCGUUCUCUGAAAGACUUUUCUUCCAGCAAGAGAAUGAAUACCGGAGAGAAGACCACCAUGCGGGACCUGUCCCAGAUGCUGAAGAAAAUGCCCCAGUACCAGAAAGAGCUCAGCAAGUAUUCAACCCACCUGCACCUGGCGGAGGACUGCAUGAAGCAUUACCAAGGCACCGUGGAUAAACUCUGCCGAGUGGAGCAGGACCUGGCCAUGGGCACGGAUGCUGAAGGGGAGAAGAUCAAGGACCCCAUGAGAGCCAUCGUCCCCAUCCUGCUGGAUGCAAAUGUCAGCACCUAUGACAAAAUCCGCAUCAUCCUUCUCUACAUCUUUCUGAAGAAUGGCAUCACCGAGGAGAACCUGAAUAAACUGAUCCAGCACGCCCAGAUCCCCCCGGAGGACAGCGAGAUCAUCACCAACAUGGCGCACCUGGGGGUGCCCAUCGUCACCGACUCCACACUGCGCCGCCGGAGCAAGCCAGAGCGGAAGGAGCGCAUCAGUGAGCAGACCUACCAGCUGUCACGGUGGACUCCCAUCAUUAAAGACAUCAUGGAGGACACUAUUGAAGACAAACUUGAUACCAAGCACUACCCGUAUAUCUCUACCCGCUCCUCGGCCUCCUUUAGCACCACCGCGGUCAGCGCCCGCUACGGGCACUGGCAUAAGAAUAAGGCCCCAGGGGAGUACCGCAGUGGGCCCCGCCUCAUCAUUUUCAUCCUUGGGGGCGUGAGCCUCAACGAGAUGCGUUGUGCUUAUGAGGUGACCCAGGCCAACGGAAAGUGGGAAGUGCUAAUAGGAUCCACGCACAUUCUCACCCCACAGAAACUGCUGGACACGCUGAAGAAACUGAAUAAAACAGAUGAAGAAAUAAGCAGUUAAAAAAAUAAGCCACCCUUCCAAAAACACGAACCCUGUUCCCACAGUGCUCCGCAGCCCGCCUUGGUUACUUUGCUGACCCUGCCCCACUCCGCCGCCCCCAGCUCUGCACGCCCUGGACGGCACUGUCGCCGCUGCGUUCUCGUGUUUAAUGAUGCCCUCUUCCUGUGUGAAACAAAAGAAAACAAUGCAUUGUGUUUUUUAAAAAGAGUAUCCUCUCUGUGUGUCCUAAGGGGAGAAGUUUCCGUGUAAGGGACGCACUGCUGGAGAAGUUGUGGAACUGUCUAGAAUGAGUGGACACCUUCUCCCCGUUACUAUGAUUCCCUGACCUUGUACAUAGCCCAGUGUGACAUGCGCAGAUUGCUUGAGUAUGGGAAGGUAGACGUUUGGGUGUUCUAAAAAAAAAUUUUUGGGUCUUUCCUGUUCUUUUUGGGAAUCCCAGAGAUGUCUGCUCCUGGAGUAUUUCAAACUGAGGAUCAAUCUGUUGUCUUCACUCGUUCUUACCCCCUCAGCCAGAUAAGCUUGGCGGUGAAGAUCAGGUGACAACUUGUGAGGUCCGAGCCUGGAGUGGCCUCCCCCCCUUCCCCGUGGCUCAUCCUCCCCGGGGGCUGUAGGAGGGGCCGGAGGUCCUUGAAUCAGGCUGGGUGCUGGCUGGCGUGCGCCCGUGUCCACAGCGCUGUGAUCCCAAGGGUAGUCGUCUUGCAGCCUGAGUCACGGGGCCCAGUAAGCGAGGAGCGAGCUCUCACCAGGACCUUUGUCUCUUGGAGAAGCAGUUAGGCUGGGUUUUGGGGCAAGACCUUUCCUUCCCUGGGCACCGCCACCCCGACGGAACUCCUGUUUCUCAGUGAGGUCAGUGUGGACGGUGCUUGAGGGUCGGGAACAGACUAGGAGGGGAUGGGUUCCACACGGUCCCAGGCAGAGGGCCCUUUCUGCAGAGAAGGGCCUGCAGCCCUAAGUCUUCACAUCGCCAGGAGGACAGCGUGUAGGAUUUAUGAGGACCCUGUGCAUUAUCCUCAGUUUAAGGUACUUCAUGAUACUUUACUUUGUGUGGGGUCAUUUGUUGUCGUGCUUGUAGGAGAAAAUGAUCAUUUUAUUCUCUGUACAAAACUUAGCUCUAAAGCAAAACUGAAAGAAACAAAUGCAGAAAGGGUGUCUCGUCACCCUCCAGACUCAGCAGCAACUCCGUUGUCCGGCGGUGAGUGUGCCCCGGGUGCUGCUGCGGUCGUGAAAUACAAUGACAGUGGAAGUCACAAAAAUGUCCCCUGCCCAGCUGCCCGCUGCCCUUUUACCCCUGCAGACCGUGUGCAUAUUCCUGUCUCGUGAUGUCCUUGCAGACGUGCUGAGUGCUAGUUCCGCGGCCACCCGCUUUGCUUUCAGAGCGCCCUCCUCACCCUCCCCGUUGGAUGCUUUGUGGUGUUUCUCAAGGCUUUGAAAUCCCCCCUGCUCACUCGCAUUAGUUUUCCGGCCUCUUCUGUCUCCCUUCUCCCCCUUAGGUAUCUUGUUUCCUUAGGACAGAACCGUAGGUGCUCGCACUGGUUCGUCUCCUGCUGUCCCUGCUUGUUCUGUCCCCUCCCCUUGACCAGACAGGGCCCACAGUUCAGGGCCUUGUCUGUCAGUCAUGUUGGGUUUCCUUUCUCUGUUAUUUAUAUAAAAAUAAUUUAUCAAAAGAGUAUUUUAAAAAAGCUAGUCUGUCUUGAAACUUGUUUACCUUGAAAUUAUCAGAAUCUCAGUGUUGGAAAGUAUUGAAGCACAAACAUGUAUCAUCUCUGUACCGUUCUGUACUAAAGCACUCGAGUCUAAUAAAUAAAUCAAUCCGCACCCAUUCAUGGCA
This is a messenger RNA of Suricata suricatta (meerkat), 3576 nucleotides long. It is a transcript of the gene STXBP1, whose product is annotated as syntaxin binding protein 1. NCBI's taxonomy places the organism in Eukaryota, Metazoa, Chordata, Mammalia, Carnivora, Herpestidae. Gene Ontology annotation, biological process: neurotransmitter secretion; vesicle-mediated transport; intracellular protein transport. The record is from RefSeq and is a predicted model, not a curated record. Gene Ontology annotation, molecular function: syntaxin binding. Gene Ontology annotation, cellular component: secretory granule; plasma membrane. The transcript has 18 exons. The coding region runs from base 6 to 1748 and encodes 580 amino acids.